CUCUCCGUCCUGUCCCGGAAUCCAAGGGAAAGUGCUACGAGAGGAAUCCGGGAGCCAGACGGAAUUUAGAAGAGGAAUCCGCAUUCCCUCUUGAACAAAAACAGGCAGCCAAACGGAGUCCGUAACCGUAAAGGAAAGUAGUAGAGGAGUAUUCCUCUUUACUACUUGAAUAGGGUGCCAACUUCGAUGAGCGGGAAGGGUCCUGUCUCUCUCUCCCGUGCAAGAUACUCUCUCUCGCAGACGAAGCCCAUCAUCGGCAUCUGACAGUUCUCGUCCCAGUUGGUCAGAUCUUUUGACAGCCAUGGAGCUGCCUGUGGUCGACAUAGAACCGUACCUUCAUGCCUCUGCUACGUUCAGCGAAGCUACCAACGUAGAGGAAAAGCCAAAGUUGUUUGAGGAUCUGGUCAGCCUGAGCGCCUGCCUGAGCGACCUGUGUUCAGAAGUCAGCAGAAGCCUGAAGGAGACGGGUGCAUUGCUGAUCAAGGAUCCAAGGUGUUCGGUCGUCGACAACGACCGGUUUCUGGACAUGAUGGAGAAAUACUUCGAGAUGCCGGAUGAAUUCAAGCGACUCCAAGAACGCCCGAAUCUCCAUUACCAGGUUGGUGUAACACCAGAAGGAGUUGAAGUUCCUCGUAGCUUUGUGGAUGAAGAAAUGAAGCAGAAAAUAGAACAGAUGCCAGAAGAAUCCCAACCACAUGUUCCCAGAGGUCCAGAUCCUAAGUGGAGGUACAUGUGGAGAGUGGGGUCACGACCAACUCAGACUCGCUUUCAGGAAUUAAAUUCAGAACCUGUUAUACCUGAAGGAUUCCUUGAAUGGAACGACACCAUGGAUGCCUGGGGAUACAAGAUGAUUUCUGCAAUUGAGGCUGUUGCUGAAAUGGCAGCACUUGGUUUUGGGCUUCCCAGAGAUUCAUUCAUUUCUUUGAUGAAACAGGGUCCUCAUCUGCUUGCUCCAACAGGAAGUAAUCUUCGCAAGCAUGGCAGGGAAGGAACAGUAUUUGCAGGAUACCAUUAUGACCUCAACUUCUUGACUAUUCAUGGCCGGAGCAGGUUUCCUGGCCUAAAUAUCUGGUUGAGAAAUGGUAAGAAAGUGGAAGUAAAAGUCCCUGUGGGGUGUCUCUUGAUACAGGCAGGGAAGCAGAUGGAAUAUCUGACUGGAGGUGAAUGUCUUGCUGGCAUGCAUGAAGUUGUUGUAAGUAAAAGGACCAUUGCUGCUAUUGAAGCUGCCCAACAGGACAAUCGUAGUCUGUGGAGGGUCUCAUCAACAUUGUUUGCACACGUUGCAUCAGAUGCUAUGUUGAAACCCCUGGGCCACUUUGCAGACUCGCCUCUUUCGAACAAAUAUCCAGCUGUUUAUGCAGGGAACUUUGUUGAGCACGAAUUGACAGCAAUUAAUUUGAAAGGGAAGGGAGAACAAGGGAUUAAAGUGGAAUAAUGCUUGUCCUAGGCAGUCACCAGCUUAGACACCAAGGUAAAGCUGUUACACUGUCCAGAAAAUUAAAGUGCAUGUUGCAAACAAUGGGCCUCCUCUCUUGCAGCAAGAGCUAGAAAUGCAGGUUCUUGAUAUAAUUUUGUCACCCUAAGGUGCCACAGAUCUGCGUAGUUGCUGAUAGAAUUGGAAGUGGAAUAAUGGAUCUUAUAUCCUAUUGUGUCAUGAAUUGAGACUCAAGUACUUGAGGAACAUGGAAUAAUGAGUGAAUUUUUUCUGAUAUCUGGCUUUGUGACCUUUCUAUUAAAAUGUUUCGUGCCAUUAGCAUGAGAUUAAAAUAUUCAAAGAUGCUUUGUUCCUUCUGGAA
This is a messenger RNA of Nymphaea colorata (pocket water lily), 1796 nucleotides long. RefSeq lists its product as uncharacterized. The coding region runs from base 302 to 1435 and encodes 377 amino acids. The record is from RefSeq and is a predicted model, not a curated record. The transcript has 7 exons. Lineage: Eukaryota; Viridiplantae; Streptophyta; Magnoliopsida; Nymphaeales; Nymphaeaceae.